AUGUCGAAGAAAGGAAACAAGAAGAAAGGAGGGGAUGAUGGAGAGAGAGAAGAGGAGGAAAAGGUUAUGGUUUUGGAACAUAAAUGCCGAGCUCUUUAGACUAGAUUUGUGGAGGAACAGGAAAGAGGUGAUAAAGCCAAAGCAGCUGAAAAUGAGAUCAGAGCCAGAGUCAUGGAGAUGGAAAAUGAUUUGAAGAAGGAGAAAGAUAAAUUAUUUUGCAUUGUAUCAGAUAUGACUAGAUAAUAUAAAUAAAUGCAAGAAGAAUUACUAAAAUAAAUUACUGAUUUAAGAUCCACUGAUGUGGAAAAAGAGGAAAUCAUUAAGAACAAAGAACAAUAUAUUCAAGACAUGGUUAAAGAUUAUGAAUAUAGAUUGAAGAAGAAGGAUGAUGAAAUUAGUGAGUUGAAACGUAAAAUUGAAGAGAUGUCAGCUGAAUUUGCUCGAAUGCUCAAAGACACUCUUGAUAAAAUGUAAGAGAGAAUAUAAUUGGCUCAAUGGGAUAAUGAUACUGAUCCUCAAAUCAUGAAGAAGAUAAAAGAUAUUGCUGGAAUGUAAACUCAUCAAUAAAAUUGA
Messenger RNA from Paramecium tetraurelia, 573 nucleotides. RefSeq lists its product as uncharacterized. The transcript is spliced from 5 exons. Lineage: Eukaryota; Ciliophora; Oligohymenophorea; Peniculida; Parameciidae. The record is from RefSeq and is a predicted model, not a curated record.